This is a messenger RNA of Aptenodytes forsteri (emperor penguin), 260 nucleotides long. Its product is annotated as actin-1. Gene Ontology annotation, biological process: mitotic cytokinesis. The annotation marks the transcript as partial. The transcript has a single exon. The record is from RefSeq and is a predicted model, not a curated record. Lineage: Eukaryota; Metazoa; Chordata; Aves; Sphenisciformes; Spheniscidae.
CGGUCAGCAUGGCGGAUGAGGAGAUCGCUGCCCUUGUGGUGGACAAUGGCUCUGGCAUGUGCAAGGCAGGCUUCGCGGGGGAUGAUGCCCCCCGUGCUGUGUUUCCUUCCAUUGUGGGGCGUCCCCGGCAUCAGGGCGUCAUGGUGGGCAUGGGGCAGAAGGACAGCUACGUGGGGGAUGAGGCCCAGAGCAAGAGGGGCAUCCUCACCCUGAAGUACCCCAUUGAGCACGGCAUCGUCACCAACUGGGAUGACAUGGAG